Dreissena polymorpha is the source of this 1752-nucleotide messenger RNA. RefSeq names its product E3 ubiquitin-protein ligase TRIM33-like. NCBI's taxonomy places the organism in Eukaryota, Metazoa, Mollusca, Bivalvia, Myida, Dreissenidae. Bases 135 to 1172 code for a protein of 345 amino acids. The record is from RefSeq and is a predicted model, not a curated record. Gene Ontology annotation, molecular function: zinc ion binding. The transcript has 4 exons.
GUAAUAUGAUAUUUAAACUUUAAACAACUACACGAAGACUCGAUUAACAGUCACAAGACCGGAUCUCACAGGUUACUUAGAUUGAAUUUCAAUGUUUGUAGUAACAACGAAAGAACUUAUUCACAGUGAUACAAAUGGCGUCAAAUUUGGAGAGUUCAAUUAAUAGAGGAUCAGACUUGUUCUUUGACUUUGCUUGUUUCCCGUGUCAGGAAAAUGACAGAAACACUGAGGCUGAUGUUUACUGUGAGGAAUGUUCUAAAUUGUACUGUAACAAAUGUGUGGAGCAUCAUAACUUGCUUUACAAGAAGCAUGCCAUUUUGGGCAAGAAACAAAUCAGCAAAUGGCCUCGGAUUACUGUGGAUGAACAAGAGCAAUGUCAGGAGCACAAGAAAGAAAAACUGACAAUAUUCUGUGAGGACCACAGACAGUUGAUAUGUCAAGUCUGCCAUGUCCGCAAUCAUAAGAAAUGCAGUCAUGUUGUGCUCAUAGUUGACAAAAUAAAAGACCUUCAUCAAAAAAGAGACUUCAAGCAGUUGUCAGAAACUGUUGAUACACAACAUCAGCAGUUGAUACAAAAAAAAGAUGACUUUGAGGAAAAUAUGAAGUCUCUUGAGAAAUCUUACAAUAAAAUUCUUGAAGAAAUCAAUGCUUUACGAAAGAAAAUUAAUGAUUCUUUGGAUCAACUUGAGAGGAAUACUAAGCAGGCAUUGGAUGCAUUGCUGGCCACCAUGAAAACAUCUAUUCAGACUGACAUUGAAAACUGCACAAGGUCUAUUGAAAAUAUAACAUGCUUAAAAGACGAUUGGCUACGCAGAAAAGACAAAAGUGAGGUAUUGACUUUUAUCAAGUACAGAAAAUGCUGUGACCAGUCACUCAAGACAGAAGCAUUUUUAAAAGCCAUGACAACAAAGAAUGAGAUGACAAUAACCUUUAAUCCAGACACAACCAUUCAACAAACCCUGUCCACCCUCUCAGGAUUGGGGCAAGUAGACAGACAAGAAAUAAUACACAUACACUCGAAUUCAUACACGGAGAAAGCAGAAGAGGAGCGCCUUAGGGAGGAGUUGCGCAUUGUAAGGGAGAAACUCAAGGUGGAGACGGACCAACACAAGAUACGCAAACUGAAAGGGGAGGAGACACGUCUCAUACUACAGUGUUUGUCCGUGCAUUAAAAGCUAGGAACUCAAGAUGGUGAAGGACGAAAUCAAAAAGUUCAGUUCAGAAGCACUCAAGAUUCGCAAUCGUUAUACCAAUAAUAAUGUAUAAUUUAUACAAUGUAAUUGUUUCAUAGUUUAAAAUGCAUAUUGAAUACAAUAAGACAUCAUGUGAUAUGCUGUAUUUGAACAUGUAUUGUUUUUAGUAUAUGAUGAUAUAGAUGUUGCAUUCAUAUUAAUUAUAUGUAUUAUCCGGUACUGUUUCGAUACCUGAUUUUGUGAUUGUGACUCGAAUGUAUAAUGUGUGCUCCUUCGAAAGUAUGCUGAUGUAUUAUACAAAUUCAACUUUAAUUUGUAAUUGUGACGUUGCUACUUAAAUUUUAGUUGUUUUGGAUGCGCACUGUUAUAUUCUAUGCUCCUUCAGAUUACAAUUAUUAUUUUUUCCUUAAUGCUUAUAAAAGUAGUAAAAAGCACCCAUAUGUAGCAAUAUACACUGUUAACAUGUGAUUGAAAACGAGUUUUGUUCAAGUUAAAGUUCAUCCAUAACUAUUUUAUAACAUUUCUGCUAAAUCCACUUACUAUAUUCAUGUAUUUUGUA